Oreochromis aureus is the source of this 2742-nucleotide messenger RNA. It is a transcript of the gene dhrs7cb, whose product is annotated as dehydrogenase/reductase (SDR family) member 7Cb. The transcript has 7 exons. NCBI's taxonomy places the organism in Eukaryota, Metazoa, Chordata, Actinopteri, Cichliformes, Cichlidae. Gene Ontology annotation, cellular component: sarcoplasmic reticulum membrane. Bases 137 to 1078 code for a protein of 313 amino acids. Gene Ontology annotation, molecular function: all-trans-retinol dehydrogenase (NAD+) activity. The record is from RefSeq and is a predicted model, not a curated record. Gene Ontology annotation, biological process: regulation of release of sequestered calcium ion into cytosol by sarcoplasmic reticulum.
UCAGACACACAGAGAACAGAGCUGUGUGAAUGGACAAGGGACACUGAGGGAGGAGAAGGGCCUCUGUUACCUAACUAAACCCUGAAAACAUCAACGGCCAGUCUUGCUGAAGGAUUAGCUCCUGGUCAGCGCUAACAUGGGCCUGCCCUCGGUGAUAGUGUUGCCCCUGUUGAUCGUUGUGGCAGCAGGGGUGUACUACAUCUACAAUGAGAUUUUGCACUUCAUGUCCAAGUCCUUAGUACGAAACAAAGUGGUGGUGAUCACUGAUGCUGUGUCUGGGGUGGGGACCGAGUGUGCCCGUCUCUUCCACAAGGGUGGGGCCAGACUGAUCCUUUGUGGGACUGGCUGGGAUAAGCUGGAGUCUCUGUAUGACUCUUUGACAACUGAUGCUGACCCCAGAGAGACCUUUGCCCCAAAGUUGGUAAUUCUGGACUUCAGUGAUAUGGACAGUAUGGAGGACGUGAUUGCUGAGGUGGUCGAUUGUUAUGGUUGUGUGGACGUGCUGAUCUGCAAUAGCAGUAUGAAGCUGAAAGCACCGGUUCAGAGUAUCUCCUUGGAACAGGACAGAAAUAUCAUGGAUGUUAACUACUUUGGCCCAAGCACUCUAGCCAAAGGUGUUCUUCCAAUGAUGAUUUCAAGACGAUCAGGCCACAUCGUACUGGUCAACAGCAUCCAGGGCAGACUGGCUGUUCCAUUCAGAAGUUCAUAUGCCGCGUCUAAGCAUGCGGCGCAGGCCUUCUUUGACUGUCUGCGAGCUGAAGUGGAAGAGUAUGGAAUAAUUGUCAGCACCAUCAGUCAUACCUUCAUCAAUGCUUCUGAACCGCCGCCAGUAGAGGAACCUGUUCCCAAACCAAACCCUGUCGCUGAAUUUAUUGCCAGGCAGCUGACCCACGGUGUGCGCCCGUCGGUCCUGGCCAAUGAAAUCAUGCAAACCGUGAACAGGAAGAGGAAAGAGGUUCUGCUGGUCCACCCCAUCCCCAGGGUGGCUCUCCAUCUGCGCUCCCUCUUCCCCCCCUUCCUCUUCGCUGUGCUGGCUGCUGGAGUGAAAGACUCAGUGUUGGCUGAGCAGAUGCAGUAGAAGAAAGGCUAGUGUGUGAGAGAAAGAGAUGUGAAGUAAAGCUUAGAGAUUUAUUUGUUUUGGAUAUGCCAAUUAAGUAAAUGUAUAUCCUGAGGAUUCCAGAUGGGUUUGUAAUAAUAAUGCUGAACAGAUAGUUAAUAAUGACCAGUAAAGCACCUUAAAAUGCAAUGAUAGAGGCCUUAAAGGUGCUUUUUGGAAUUACCCUCUGCAGAAAUGAAUGACUAUCACCAGGGGGCAGUGUUUUACCUGUGGCUGUAUAGCGAUACGUGCUGCUGUUUAACCUUUUAAAAUCUGAACCAGAAAAUAAUGACCAGAAAACGUUCUUUUUUGGGGGGAAAAUGGAGUGUUUAUUGGAGCUCCUGACAUAUAAGUUUUAAUUUGCAUCAUAUUUGCUACAUACAACAUUUUUUUGUCAUAAUUUAUUGCUUAAAAAAGUAUUGUGCAAUUUAUUGUUUAAGUUUUUCAGAUGAGUGGUGUGGUGGGAGAGAAUCAUACCGAUGAUGAAGAAGUCUCAAAAACUCACAAAAUCUCUUGUACUAAAUAUGAUACCAUAGGAGCUAAGCAGUUAACUUGUAAUCUUUUUUGCUGCCACUUUAAUUCCUUACCUGGGUAAAUAAUGGUUACAUUAACUUACUGCACCAUCUAGUGGUACAACUAAGGUUACACAAAAGUACUACGAGCCCCUUCAGUUUCAAAUGAUAAUGCUCAACACAACGCCUCUAUCCGUUUUUGUUUUUAACUUUCUGUUGACAGCUGAAAAAGAGGAAUUUCUAAAUGAAUGAAUUUAUAAUAGUUGCUUUUAGACAGAGGAUGUUUUUGCCCAUUUGUGGCAGAGGAAACAAGGUGUGAACCCAUUAAUCUCAUAAAGCUUGAAAGGCUAACAUGAUAGCAUUUGAUUAGAAAGCCAACAAGCAGAUUUUUGAUAAGAUAAAAGCUCUCUCGCAUCUCCACCAGCAAGCAUCCUGCUCUUUGUCUUCAUUGCUCAACAGCAUGUGAUGAAAACGAAAUUAUAUCAAAUCAAAUCACUGACCUGGGAUGACCUCAAAUGUUCCUCAUUUAUUGUAAUUAUAUGGGUUGUGCUUUUUCACCGUAUCUUAUGUUGCCUGCCUGUUUAUUCCUCUUAAUUUAGACAUUAAAUUUCAUGUAUAGAUUAGAUUAGAGUGAAACUGCACUGAUGCCUGCAGGGAAAUGGAUCUGAUUAAGUGCAAGUCAAGCAGGAAGCGCUUUUGAUGAUUACAAAACCAAGAGAAAAUGGAAUAAUUGCAAUAAAUAUUAGUCUUAAUUAAAUAGCAAGCUCACUGUGUUUCCUGUCUUGUAUCUUGCAGUACAUUGGCUGUGUCAUGCUAUUAGCAGAUAAGCCCUUCUCCAGAAAUUAGUUUUCCCAUAAGAAAAUAUAAUGCAUGAUGGUGGUGUUCAUGAGCUACACACACAUGAAAUGAUAGAAGAGUAAAGUGAUUUUCAUCAUAUAACCAUAUAUUUUCUUUUUCUUUUUCAUGCAGUCAUGGUAACAGGUUACACUGAUCAUUAAUAUAUCUCUAGAAAAUGCCACCAGACCGUAUUCUCAUGGAAGGGCUGGUACUUGGUCCUAAUUCAGUGCUCCUCCCAUUUCCUAAAGGAAAUGAAUUCACUUUGUUGGGAGUCUAAAUAAACUGUUUUCCUCCCAA